Peronospora belbahrii is the source of this 711-nucleotide messenger RNA. Lineage: Eukaryota; Oomycota; Peronosporomycetes; Peronosporales; Peronosporaceae. The record is from the annotation of a GenBank genome assembly.
AUGGCAGACUCUGCGUACUCGUUCAGUCUGACGACCUUUAAUCCAUCAGGAAAACUGUUACAGAUUGAAUACGCACUAAAUGCUGUCAAUACUGGAGGCAAAACGUCUUUGGGCAUUCGCUGCAAAAAUGGCGUUGUAAUCGCUACGGAAAAGAAGUUACCGACAAUUCUUGUGGAUGAAGACUCGCACAAGAAAAUUGCAAUCCUUUCAGAUCCUGCAGGCAUCGUGUAUAGCGGUCUCGGCCCUGAUUAUCGCGUCCUGGUACGCAAGGCGCGCAAGAAAGCGCAGACCUAUUUCCAGAAAUACAAGGAACAUGCACCUGCUAGUAUUUUGGUGCGUGAGAUUGCAGCUGUGAUGCAAGAGUUUACCCAAUCGGGUGGUGUCCGUCCUUUUGGUGUGUCGAUCUUGUACGCGGGCUAUGAUGACGACGGUCCUCAGCUUUAUCAAAUUGAUCCGUCGGGAGCAUACUUUGGCUGGAAGGCCACUGCUAUUGGAAAGGACUCAGUUAGUGCCAAGACGUUUCUUGAGCGGCGCUACAAUGAUGACUUGGAGAUUGAAGAUGCAAUCCAUACGGCGCUACUAACACUUCGUGAAGGGUUUGAAGGCGAAAUGGAUGAAACUAACAUUGAGGUGGGCAUUAUCAAAGAGGACAAGAAGUUUCAUGUGCUGACGCCGUCCGAGGUGAAGGAUUACUUGGAGCAAGCCGAAUAA